Molecule: messenger RNA, 1241 nt
Organism: Cylicocyclus nassatus
Lineage: Eukaryota; Metazoa; Nematoda; Chromadorea; Rhabditida; Strongylidae
Source: the annotation of a GenBank genome assembly
AUAAUCAUGGGAAACGCAGAAGCUAAACCAACAGGACGCCAUAAAGGUUCGAAACAUGGAAAUGUCACUGAAACUGUCGAUAAGCGAGUAGAGCAAGCAUUUGUCAGGCUGGCAGGAAGCACAUCGAACUCUUUGACUUUCGGUGAUUUGAAGGGCAUUUUUGGUGAAAGCGUGGCGGAAAGUUUAUGGAACUUUCUCUCCGAUUCAAAGCCAUAUGAUGCCAAAUUGAGUUUUCAAGAGUUUUCCCAGCAUGCUGUUAGUCUUAUGGGAACGUCUACUGAUGUCUACAUUAUGGCAUUUCAACCUCUUCUCCAUCUCAUUAAAGUCUGCUCGGAAGCUGCUGGAGCGGGCGCUGUAGCCGGCGAUGAGCAGUUUAUCGCAAAUCUUGCAAAGGAGAUGAGCGCAAGCGGUUCUAACGCACACGCCAUUAUAACUUGGAAGAAUGCCAUAUGUCCAAAGUUCUGUCACGCCUUGCAAGAACGCAUUUUACAAGAAUGUUUAGGGUUGAACUUUCCUGUAACUGACUACUCGUCGGACAUACUAACCCCUAUACAGAUGUGGUACGUUCGUUGCUCUUUGCCAAGCAAAUACUCAGUCACUGGUACUUCGACGAAGGUAAACAUUGCAACUGCUACCCAAGGUAUCAGUGUAAAUCGAUUUGAAGCUAACGUCUUCGACUAUAGAGGUCCCACCGUAACCAUUUUCCAACUUACUGAUAAGAGCAUCUUCGUAUUGGCUACAGAAGAGACAUGGAGGCAUGGUUCUUCACGAUUUGGCGGACCGGAUACAAUGCUCUUCCAAAUAGCGCCAAAAUUAGAGAGGCGGGAAUCCUCUUCUUCCAUAUACUGCAAUUUCAAGAUCAGAUCAGCUGCAUUUGGACUAUCGUUCGAGGAUGUGCUGAAAAUUAAUAAGGACAUGGACAAUGUUGAAGCUGCUGAGGUCUGGGGAUGUGCAUCAUCAAAUGCAUUGGAAGAUCAGCAGAAACUGAGAGCAUGGCAGAAUAAACAGGCUGAGAAGCACAAAAAAGUGCCACUCCCUGGAAACUGGGACGACAAUCCUGAUAAAACACUCCUUGAAAUGGCUGGAUUCCAAUUUUCCGACGAGAAACGUAGAAUGGAAUUAGAUGCUAGACAGUAGAAAUUGGAUGUUUUGGAAUGUACAUGCCAUGUAUGUCACUUUGUACAGUAUUAUACUAGUUACUAAAAAGUCUUGUAAUAAGAAUUUAAUAUUCUCCUUGUAUA